Naegleria fowleri is the source of this 3321-nucleotide messenger RNA. RefSeq lists its product as uncharacterized. The transcript has a single exon. Bases 1 to 3321 code for a protein of 1106 amino acids. Gene Ontology annotation, molecular function: nucleosome binding; protein binding. Lineage: Eukaryota; Heterolobosea; Eutetramitea; Acrasida; Naegleriidae. Gene Ontology annotation, biological process: chromatin remodeling; regulation of DNA-templated transcription; DNA-templated transcription. The record is from RefSeq and is a predicted model, not a curated record. Gene Ontology annotation, cellular component: nucleus; HIR complex.
AUGUCCACAACGAACCCUUCCACGUCCGAUUCUUCUUCAUCCUCUGUGGCUUCUUCACAACAACAACAACGGAGUCUGAAACCAAUGAGUGAAAAUUCUUCAUCCUCUCCAUCAUUAUCAAAGAAAUUAAAAGCCUCUUCUUCUUCUCCAAACAAGGCUUUCACGGAACAACGACAAGAACAACCGAAAUUAUUGCUUGAAAGUGUUCAUUGGAUCUCUACGGAAAAGUCUUCUUCAAUUUUCUCGAUUGAUAUUCAUCCUGAUAAUACACGAUUUGCAACUGCUCAUGCUGGAAAAGUUUGUGUGUGGAGAUCAAGUAAUUAUUUUACUGCGUCCUCCUCACCAUCAUCGGAUCAAAGCAUGGAUGUUCAUUCUAACACUCCGAGUGGUCAAAGUCUUACUGGUAAUAAUAUCAAUAGCAGCAAUACUACUGAAGAAAAUUCAUCAACGACGGUGAGCAGUAGAGCCGAAGACUCGAAUGCAAAUACCAAUUCGACGAAUAGUAUAAGUAGUAAUGCAAAACCCUUGAUAACCACAACUGAUCUCUAUGCAACAGAAAGUCAUCAAGUGAAAACAGUGAAAACAGAUGCAAGCAAGUUUCUUAUCAAGGAAAUUACAACACACAGCUCCAAUGUGAAUUGCGUGAGAUUCAGUCCCAAUGGAAAAUUUCUUGCAGCUGCAUCUGAUGACUAUUCCGUGUCACUUUCUAAGGUCACUAAAGCUGGUACUGAAAAGGAAGAUUGGAAACAUUACAAGUUGUUUAAAUCACAUCAAAUGGAUGUUCUUUCUGUUGCAUGGAGCCAUGAUUCCAGGUAUUUGGCAUCGUGUUCAAUUGAUAAUAAGGUCAUUGUUUACGAUUUGACAUCUAAGAAUGUUGAUGAGCCCAUUUUGAACUCGAACGAGCACAUGAAUCACGUGAAAGGCCUAGCAUUUGAUCCAAUUGGAAGAUAUCUUGUUUCUCAGUCGGAAAAUAUGGCAUGCAUUUGGGCUUUAGUGGAUGGAAAAUUUCAACUUCAUACGAGAAUUGUAGAUCAGUUCAGUACUGCUCCCAUUCUAUACUACAGACCAAGUUUCUCACCUUGUGGAAAAUAUAUUCUCAUUCCUAAUGGGUUUUAUCAAGGGUCAUAUUGUGUUAAAAUUGUACUCCGGGAUGAUAUAUCACAAUUUAUUUCAUACAAGAGUGGAACUGACGCUGUAUCGUGCUCUGUCUUUAAUCCUGUCAUUUUCCAAAAGUCAACCCACACAUUAAUGUUUUUUGCGUGUGCCAGUGAAGAUGCAACCAUAACGAUUUGGUGUACCGAGUCGACUGAGCCCAUUGCGAUACUGAAACAUGUUUGCAAAGAACGAAUUAGUGACUUGGUUUGGAGCACUGAUGGUACCACUCUCUUGGCCAGCUGUACUGAUGGAACAGUCGUUUUAGUUGCCUUUGAGAAGGUUUAUUUUGGAAAAACAAUCGACAAAGAAGCGAAACAAAGAAUGCUCAAAGAAUUUUACGGAACUGAAUGGACAGGAGUUUUGAAAGAGUAUCCAUCCACCUUUUUUUCUAUUCCCAGGGAUGACUCGGUCAUGGUGGCACGAAAAUCAAAUGCAUUAGGUCACUUUCCUCCUUCAUCCAUGCCAUUACUUCCCUAUUCUGCCUCCAAUAAUAAUAUUUCAUUAACAACCAAUACCACCGCUGCAACAAAUAGACCUCCAUCCACCACAGCCAUCCCUAGUACUACCACUACGACAGAAAAACCAAAGAAAACAGAGGCGGUGCAGCAACAACAAACCAUUACCACCACAGCAUCAGGUAAAAAGCGAAUUAUACCAAUCCAUACCGCUGUCGAGGAUGACGAAGAUGAAGACCUUCAACAAAAACCUCCAACAAGUGCUACAGGAGCAGAUGACACUAAUGCCAACACAGGUACACUCAAUGACACAAUGCAACUAGGUUUAGGAAGUGAUGACACUCUGUUGCAGGCGAUGAGUUCUCGAGUGGAUCAGUCAAGAUCCGUUGUUGCCUCAACAUCCUUUGGUUUUGGUCAAUCAACAAACAUUAUUCCGACAGUGAGUGAUUUAGUUGGAGUGACAGUCUCCAAUGCUGAACUGAUUAAGAAGCGAACACGUCAGGAUUUUACCAAUACUACAGAGCAAAAUGCUGCAGCUGGCACUCAAGAAAAGAAGAGCAAAUCGAAGAAGAAUAAGCAAAAUCAACCUCCUACUACUUUAUUGGCCACACAUCGAGACAUCUCUGCCAUACCUACUGAGCCGCUCUAUCUGAAAAUUAGCUCGAGCGAUGAAUUGACUUGCUCUCUUGAGGGACUUGUAGAAUACAAGUCCAAUGGAACCAUUAAAUGGAAAGCCACUGUUUCAGGAACAGGGAGCGAACUAUGCAACUAUCCAAUUCAAGCUGCAGGUACCAAUUACUUUAUAUGUAUUUGCACAUUCCCCUCAAAUCAGUGUCACGUCUUUUCAACACACUCUGGAAUGAGACUCUUGCCACCCAUGAUUCUGGAUUCUAAGGUGGAACAUUUGAAUUGUUGUGGUGAAUAUUUGGUCGUCUACACACUCGAACUCAUGUUUUAUUUGUGGGACAUUAAAAAGGGAAAGUGUCUGGUGAGAGCCAGCGUCGACUCGCUACUCAGUAAUUCAGGUAUUAGCAGCGAGGAGGAUCAGAGCCGAAUUGUCGAUGAUGUAGUGGUCACUUCGAACGGCGUUGGAAUUUUGACACUCAUGAAUGGGGAGUCUUUUGCCUAUGACAUGAAUUUGAACACUUGGAUUUGUGUGGCAGACUCACAUUCCAUCUUUUCACCAUUUCUUUCACAAGGUAGAACGGCAAAUACAGAGGAAGAUGAACUCAAUGCUGAAGAGACAGAAGUGACCCUCAUGACACUUCGUCAAAAGGCAGCUCGAGCCGUGAAAAAGUUCAAAUUGACACAUCCAGAAGCCACCACCGCUACAGCAACCCCAGAAAAUGUAAAUAUUGACAUUAUUGAUGAUUUAGAAAUGGCAAUGACUUCUGCUGCUGCUAUCGGUGACAAGAAUACAUACCUACAUUGCGUCAAGGCCUACGCCAAACACUUGUCGAAACAACAAAAAGACCAUCGACUGCGAGAUUUAUUUAAUUUCCUUUUGGGGCCUAUCAGUUACUCUCCUUUCGUUCAGGGCAACAUUAAGAAUGACACUAUGACCGAUUGGAAUCCCUACAUUGCUGGUGAACAAAAAAGAAGCAUCUUACAGCAACUCAUUAUCAUGCUCAUUUCGAGCUCAGAUUCAGCCAUUCAACGCAUGUGCAGAGAGUACGGAGAGAUACUUUCACGAUUACAACAACAACAGUAA